UGUUCCUCGCGCCCGCCCAGCUUGCUGCCGGGCUGGGCACUAAGGCCUUUGGACGGUGCGAGCGUCAGCUGGCCGGGAAGCCGGCGAGCUGCCGGGACAGGAUAGUGGGCCGAGCCGUAGGCCUCGGCUGUCCUUCCCGAAAAGAAAGGAAGGAGCCGCUCGCCAGUCCCCGCAGCCCGUGGAGGCCGGUGAGGGAGACGCCGAAGAGCACUGAGGCUCUGUGGGCGCCGCCGCCGCCAUGGCCGCCAUGAUGGAGCGGAAGUGAACUUCGGGUGCAGGCUGCCGGCGAUAUCGCUUCGGUCUCCCUGCUCGGGGCGCGCGGCGCUGCGGAGCUCGGACCUCCCGGUCCUCGCGACCCCUGCCUCUUGGCUCCCCUCGCUGACCCCAAGACUGAGCGGCUUGGAGUGGCGCCCGGCCUGCGAUCCCGGCUGCCAGAAAGAUGGCGGACCCGGCGGAGUGCAACAUCAAAGUGAUGUGUCGCUUCAGACCUCUCAACGAAUCUGAAGUGAACCGCGGCGACAAGUACGUCGCCAAGUUCCAGGGAGAAGACACGGUGAUGAUCGCGUCCAAGCCUUAUGCAUUUGAUCGUGUGUUCCAGUCAAGCACAUCUCAAGAGCAAGUAUACAAUGACUGUGCAAAAAAGAUUGUUAAAGAUGUUCUUGAGGGCUAUAAUGGAACAAUAUUUGCAUAUGGACAAACAUCAUCUGGGAAGACCCACACAAUGGAGGGUAAACUUCAUGAUCCAGAAGGCAUGGGAAUUAUACCAAGAAUAGUGCAAGAUAUUUUUAAUUAUAUUUAUUCCAUGGAUGAAAAUUUGGAAUUUCAUAUUAAGGUUUCAUAUUUUGAAAUAUAUUUGGAUAAGAUAAGGGACCUGCUAGAUGUUUCAAAGACUAACCUUUCAGUCCAUGAAGACAAAAACCGUGUUCCCUAUGUAAAGGGGUGCACAGAGCGUUUCGUGUGUAGUCCAGAUGAAGUUAUGGAUACCAUAGAUGAAGGGAAAUCCAACAGACAUGUAGCAGUUACAAAUAUGAAUGAACAUAGCUCUAGGAGUCACAGUAUAUUUCUUAUUAAUGUAAAACAAGAGAAUACACAAACGGAACAGAAACUCAGUGGAAAGCUUUAUCUGGUUGAUUUAGCUGGCAGUGAAAAGGUUAGUAAGACUGGAGCUGAAGGAGCUGUGCUGGAUGAAGCUAAGAACAUCAACAAGUCACUUUCUGCACUUGGGAAUGUCAUUUCUGCUUUGGCAGAGGGCAGUACCUAUGUUCCUUAUCGAGAUAGUAAAAUGACCAGAAUUCUUCAAGAUUCAUUGGGUGGCAACUGCAGGACCACUAUCGUCAUUUGCUGUUCUCCGUCGUCAUACAAUGAGUCUGAGACAAAGUCAACACUCCUCUUUGGUCAAAGGGCCAAAACAAUUAAGAACACAGUUUGUGUUAACGUAGAGUUAACUGCAGAGCAGUGGAAAAAGAAGUAUGAAAAAGAAAAGGAAAAAAAUAAGACUCUACGGAACACCAUCCAGUGGCUGGAAAACGAGCUCAACCGAUGGCGUAAUGGGGAGACGGUGCCUAUUGAUGAGCAGUUUGACAAAGAAAAAGCUAAUUUGGAAGCCUUCACAGCAGAUAAAGAUAUUGCUGUUACCAGUGAUAAACCAGCUGCUACAAUCGGAAUGGCUGGUAGUUUUACAGAUGCUGAAAGAAGAAAGUGUGAAGAGGAAAUUGCUAAAUUGUAUAAACAACUUGAUGACAAGGAUGAAGAGAUUAACCAACAGAGCCAACUGGUGGAGAAAUUGAAGACACAAAUGUUGGAUCAGGAAGAGCUUCUGGCAUCAACCAGAAGGGAUCAAGAUAAUAUGCAAGCUGAACUGAAUCGCCUCCAAGCAGAAAAUGAUGCUUCCAAAGAAGAAGUCAAAGAAGUUUUACAGGCCUUAGAGGAACUGGCCGUUAAUUAUGAUCAGAAAUCUCAAGAAGUUGAAGACAAAACAAAGGAAUACGAAUUGCUUAGUGAUGAAUUGAAUCAAAAAUCUGCAACGUUAGCAAGUAUUGACGCUGAGCUUCAGAAGCUGAAGGAAAUGACCAACCACCAGAAGAAACGAGCAGCUGAAAUGAUGGCGUCAUUAUUAAAAGACCUUGCAGAAAUAGGGAUUGCUGUGGGAAAUAACGAUGUGAAGCAACCAGAGGGAACUGGUAUGAUAGAUGAAGAGUUUACUGUUGCAAGGCUCUACAUUAGCAAAAUGAAAUCAGAAGUAAAGACCAUGGUGAAACGCUGCAAACAGCUAGAAAGCACACAGACUGAGAGCAACAAAAAAAUGGAAGAAAAUGAGAAGGAGUUAGCAGCAUGCCAGCUUCGGAUCUCCCAACAUGAAGCCAAAAUCAAGUCACUGACUGAAUACCUUCAAAAUGUAGAACAAAAGAAGAGACAGCUGGAGGAAUCUGUUGAUUCCCUUGGUGAGGAACUAGUCCAACUCCGAGCACAAGAGAAAGUCCAUGAAAUGGAAAAAGAGCACUUGAACAAGGUUCAGACUGCAAAUGAAGUCAAGCAAGCUGUUGAGCAGCAGAUCCAGAGUCACAGAGAAACCCACCAAAAACAAAUCAGUAGUUUGCGAGAUGAAGUUGAGGCAAAGGAAAAGCUCAUUACUGAUCUCCAAGACCAAAACCAGAAGAUGGUGCUGGAGCAGGAGCGGCUAAGGGUGGAGCAUGAGAGGCUGAAGGCUACAGACCAGGAGAAGAGCAGGAAGCUGCAUGAGCUCACGGUUAUGCAAGACAGACGGGAACAAGCAAGGCAAGACUUGAAGGGUUUGGAGGAGACAGUGGCAAAAGAACUUCAGACUUUACACAACCUGCGCAAGCUCUUUGUUCAGGACUUGGCUACCAGGGUGAAAAAGAGCGCAGAGGUGGACUCUGAUGACACUGGGGGCAGUGCUGCCCAGAAGCAGAAAAUCUCCUUUCUUGAAAACAAUCUCGAACAGCUCACCAAAGUGCACAAACAGCUGGUACGUGAUAAUGCAGAUCUUCGCUGUGAGCUUCCUAAGUUAGAGAAACGGCUUAGAGCUACUGCAGAAAGAGUGAAAGCUUUGGAGUCAGCCCUGAAAGAAGCCAAAGAAAACGCAUCUCGAGACCGCAAACGCUAUCAGCAAGAAGUAGACCGGAUAAAGGAAGCAGUCAGAUCAAAGAAUAUGGCCAGAAGGGGACAUUCUGCGCAGAUUGCAAAACCUAUCCGUCCUGGACAGCAUCCUGCAGCCUCUCCAACUCACCCAGGUGCAGUUCGUGGAGGAGGCUCAUUUGUUCAGAACAACCAGCCAGUGGGGCUUCGAGGUGGUGGAGGCAAGCAGUCGUAAACAUUGACACAUUCAGGUGUUGAAAAGUAAUUGAAGUUUGAAGAGGACAUAAAAUCAGUCUUUCAGUAACUAACCUCUGUUCCUUGGGAUUGUAGAAAUUUAAUUUUUUAAUGUGUAAAUCACUCCUAGCCUGUACAGCUGAUUCCUACCCACUCUUGUAAACUCUGCUGCUUCCCAACACUAGAGUGAUGUCCUAGAAGGGAAAUGACAGUUGACAACUGUGGCUCUAUUUAUUACACAGUUUAUCCUUCAUGUCUUCACUGUGUCGAGGAACUGUGUUACAGGACUGUGCUCCUUGAUUUGCCUUUUCUGUGUAUGUGUAAUCUUGGUUUACAUUACCUAGCUGCUAUUGCUUUUCAUUUUCCCUUUUCUACUAAAAUGUUUUUUUUUUAAAGGAAAUAUGGAACAUUUAGAUUAAAUGUCUUAAAUUUUUCCACUUAUAACACUACUUGCCACAAAAUAUAUCAGGUCAGUCAGUACUACAUUUUAAAAAUCCCUCGAGCAGAAUGUGGUGGCACACAUCUUUAAUCCCAGGCAGAGGCAGAUAGAUGCCUGUCAGUCAGUUCAAGUUCAGCUUGGUCUACAUAUUGAGUUCCAGAACAGCCAGGGCUAUAUAGGGAGACCCUGUCUCAAAAAUAAAAAAAUAAAAAAACAUAAUUAACUUAAAAAUAAAUAAAAACCCUUGAAAUAAAAUUAGAGUGUAUGUUGCUGAUAUAGUCUCUGAAGCUUGCCUCUGAAAACAUUGAGCUCUGAGACUUUGACUAAUUAGCCAGGAGUUCAAGACUGAAUGGGCUCUGUUAGCUCCUGAGAUGUCUGUUGCAUAUUACUUUGAAUACAAAUACCUUACAUAUCAAAAAUGAAUCUCAUCAUCUUAAAUGAGUUUGGAAAUGGCUAUAUCCCUUCUUUCUACUUCUGCACUAAACAUAGCUUGAUGGGACAGUGGUGCCCUGCUGUAUUCUGUUAUAUUUGCCUACUAAAGUAAGAAUUGAACAGAAGCUAAUAUCAUCUCUAAUAUUAGGAAAUAAGCGGAUUAAGACAUUAUAGAAUUAAAUAAUUUUCAAAUGUUAAAUAAUUGUAUUGACUGAUAAAUUUAUAGCCUUUGAAAAAAGAGAAAAAAUGUGAACGGCACAGAUGAACUAUAAAUUUAAAACUACAUGGUUAAUUUUGCUCAGUAAUCUUGAAGGUGGUUUUCACCUGUUACACUAAUUCAUACACUAUAAUUUGUUUAGUUAGAAAUAGUAAAUUGUUUGCAAGUCACUAAUAAUUCUCAAAAAAAUAUUAUUGUUGGCCAUAGUGAAUAACUAAGUAUGUACCUAUUUUGGGCACUUAUUUUUCAGAUGAUUAAACUCAAUCAAGUAUAUUUUAAGUAUCUAUAAAAAUAACAGGAAAAGAUUUCAACAUGUACAUCCUCAGUGCGGGGGGUAACUACAGCCCUGUUAGCAGUCCACAGGAAAAGGGGUGUCUGAGGUUACUUGACAAGUAGAGAAGCUGUGGAAGUUCUGUAUUAGAAUCUGGCUGGCAGAAUCUUUGGAAACGUUUUAUAUACAGAUAUUUGUAUUAUUAAAUUUGGAGCCAUAGUCAGAAGACUCAGAUCAUAAUUGGCUUAUUUUUCUAUUUCCUUAACUAUUGUAAUUUCCACUUUUAUAAUAAUUUUGAUUUGAAAAAUAAAUUUAUUUAUUUUUUUAACAGUCAAAAUCUUUGCUGUUGUAGUCUGCAGCCUUUAAUGAUUGUGUUGCUUUUAUGAUUGAAAGAAGCACUCUACAGAUUGAAAAGAGAGCUUGAUGCAGCGAGGUGUGAGUCGGUUAGUGAGGUGCAGGGCUCCUGUAUUCAGUGCUGUCACCGUAAGGCAUCUGGCUGCAUCUAUAAGGACAUUCUUUCCAAAUGAAAAUUUGCUUUGGCAGUUUUCAUAAUGGAAAAAAAAAAUUCCUUUGUCUGAGUAUAGUAGUUUUAAGAUGUAUCAUGGGUAUUGGUGCUUGUAUAACACACAAUGAAUUGUAACUAGCAUGUUGUUAAGAAAACACAUUGUUAGUUUUUUUUAAUCUUAAAUGUUUCUUUUCUAUUUAUAAUUUCAAGCUUUCAUAAGGUAUACUAAGAAUUUCAUAAAUUUCUUUUCAAUGAACUGAACUCUUUUUUGCUAUGAUAGGUCAUUAAAUAUAGCAUUCACACAAAAUGGACAUUUUUAAUCACCUAGAAUAUUGAAAAUAUUUUAAUUUGCAGUGUCUUUUUUGUGACUGGAUAUAUUAAUGUUCCUCUGAGUGGUAUUGGUAAUUGGUUCAGAAGAGAAACUCAAUGAAAUAAGAAUAGUAUUUAUUCAUGGUGAUCAAUUAAAUUAUUUGCCUAAUUUAAGGAAACUAACUACUAUGCAUAACUGAAUUUAUUUGCAACUCUCAGUUUGAUUUGAGGUAACAGAAGAGAGUCUAAGCCUACCUGUGGAAUAUGUUGUUUUAUUUUCAGUGUUUAGGGUUACAUUUGAACAUAAUUGGUUUGGGAAAACGACAUAUAAUUUUAAGUUAACCUGCAUGCUGUAAAUGUGUUUAAAUAAAGAAAAAUCUUUUUGAAAUGUCA
Molecule: messenger RNA, 5896 nt
Organism: Apodemus sylvaticus (European woodmouse)
Lineage: Eukaryota; Metazoa; Chordata; Mammalia; Rodentia; Muridae
Gene: Kif5b
Product: kinesin family member 5B
Exons: 26
Coding region: 440-3331 (963 amino acids)
Biological process (GO): microtubule-based movement
Molecular function (GO): microtubule motor activity; ATP binding; microtubule binding
Source: RefSeq, a predicted model, not a curated record